AUGUGGCCUCUUGUCAACAAUAUUGCACUUGCCCACCAGCACAGGACCGUAUCAUGUCUCGGUCCAGAUGGUUCGCAGCAAGAGGGCAAUGACGCCGAAGCAGCCAGACUUACUGAGGCUCGAAAUCUCAACAUCACAUUGUUCAUUAACCUUAAUAAUGUAGUUGUUGUCCCAUCUACCUCGCCAUACCUAUACACUGGCAGUACUAAGGAAAUGGAUGACUGCAUGGUCUUAGACACGAUGUCAAAAGAGGAUGUUACAUCCAAAGGAAUUUGCAUCGACUCUGAUCUCGAAGGUUCAACUGGUCGCAAGGCCAUUCAUGAAUCUCAUCCUGGACUCUUCAUUCCUUCUGGUAUCAUCGAGAAAAGAUUAGUUAAUUGCUUUGGAGAAAUCGUUCACCAAGCAUCAGAUGCAGUAGAUCAAAUUAGACUUGAAGGAUUUCAUUUUGGUUCUGUCAACAAAUCGACCUUGAAUGUGAUUGAUGAACAAGCCAUGAAUGAACAUAGAUAUCAAAAGUUGACUUGGUAG
Messenger RNA from Melampsora larici-populina 98AG31, 528 nucleotides. RefSeq lists its product as uncharacterized. The transcript is spliced from 5 exons. The record is from RefSeq and is a predicted model, not a curated record. Lineage: Eukaryota; Fungi; Basidiomycota; Pucciniomycetes; Pucciniales; Melampsoraceae. Bases 1 to 528 code for a protein of 175 amino acids.